CUCUGGGCGGGAACGGCCUCAUUUCUCCCGCCAGCAGCCUGAGGAGGGGAGGGCAGCCAGGGCCAGGCCUCUCCUCCUUCCCCCCUGAAGCCGCCGCCAUGUCGCGCCAGAGCAGCCUCCUCAACUUCUUCCCUCCUUCGCGGGGCAGGAAGAGAGGCGGCAGCGACGCCGAGGAGGAGGAGGACAUGGAGGACUUGGAGGACGCCCGGCGGCGCUCCGGAAAGGCCCCCCGCAGCAAGCGGGGCAGCAACAGGGCCCCGCCGGCCGACUGUGACUUCUGUGAAUUUACACCUGGUGAUUUAGUUUGGGCCAAGCUUGAAGGAUAUCCAUGGUGGCCAUCUCUUGUGUACAAGCAUCCAACAGAAGGAAUACUUUUCCGGGGCAGAGGAAGAGCAUCUCGCAUCCAUGUACAAUUUUUUGAUGAUGACCCAUCGAGGGGCUGGGUUAGCAUUAGAUACAUAAGACCCUAUGCAGGUUCUACAGGCAGAGAUACCCAGAGGGGAGGUGUGUUUUACAGUUCAAAGCCUGAGAUUAGAAGAGCAAUGGAACUGGCGGAUGCAGCUAUGAAAAAAGAUAAAAGUGAGCGACUUGAUCUGGCAGUGUGUGACAAACCUUCAGAAAGUGAGGAGGAAGAAGAGGAAGAUAUGGAGCAGGUGAGCGAUGAGGGUGAUGAAUUUUCUGCAACAAAGGAAGUGAAACAUAAAAAUAAAAGGACAGCUGGACGACAGCGACAUCAUGGAAAAACCAAGAAGAGAAAGAUUAUGGAUUCAGACAGUGAUAAUGAAGGUUCAGACAUGGAGUUUAAGCCUGAUGAAGCCAGCAGUGAUGAAAAUAGUGUUGGAAUAGGUGACAGUGAAACUUCUGAAUCUGAGAUAAACUCAGAAAAGAAAGUAAAACGUCCCAUUAAAGUCCCACCUAAACACACCAUUAAACCAACACAGGAAAAGGAAUACAGACUUCCCCAGAAGGAAUAUCCUAAAAAUGAUGUUCCUGAAACUCCCAUCAGAGAAAUUAAUCUUUCCUCUGAGAUUCUGUAUAAGUUAGCAUCUUAUGCAGCUCCUGAAUGCUAUGAUUAUCGAGCAAACAUUAAUGGAGGAGGAGAUACUCCAGCUGUGUGGGAACAUGAUAAAAUUGAGUGGCUCCAAGAUGGUAAGCGGAAAGAUGGUCGUAGGAGACGGCAGAAUGAUCCAGAAUAUGACCCAUGUACUCUUUUUGUGCCAGAGGACUACCUUAGAAACUGUACGCCAGGAAUGCGGAAGUGGUGGGAGCUGAAGAGCCAGAACUUUGACUGUGUUAUCUUCUAUAAGGUUGGAAAAUUCUACGAGUUGUACCACAUGGAUGCUGUUGUUGGGGUUAACAAGCUUGGAUUGGUGUUCAUGAAAGGCACUUGGGCUCACUCAGGUUUCCCAGAAAUCGCCUUUGACAGGUUCUCAAAUAUCCUAGUCCAGAAAGGUCACAAAGUUGUCCGUGUUGAGCAGAUGGAGACUCCAGAGAUGAUGGAGGCACGCUGUAAAUCCAUGUCUCACCCAACAAAAUUUGAUAGAGUUGUGCACCGAGAAGUAUGUAGGAUAAUUUCCAAAGGGACACAAACCUACAGUAUUCUGGAUGGUGACUUUUCCGAAACUCAUAACAAGUACCUUCUUUGUGUGAAAGAAAAAUGUGAUGAUUCUGCUGGCAUCCAUCGUACCUAUGGGGUGUGCUUUGUCGAUACAACGGUUGGAAAGUUCUACUUAGGGCAGUUCCUGGAUGACCGCCAUAGUUCAAGGUUUAGAACUCUUUUGGCUCAUAAUACUCCUGUUCAGAUUCUCUUUGAGCGGGGGAACCCCUCUGCAGAAACACAGAAGAUAAUGAAAAGCUUACUUCCUUCUACUGUGCAAGAAGGUUUGACUGCUGGUUCUCAGUUCUGGAAUGCAUCCAAAACGCUAAAAACUCUCAUCGAGGAAGGCUACUUCCAGGACAAGGAAAAUUCAAAUAGUGGAGCGGUUCUUCCUCCAGUAAUCCGAUCCAUGACUGCAGAAAGUGACUCAUUAGGACUUACUCCUGGGGAAAACAGUGAGCUUGCUCUAUCAGCUCUUGGUUGUUGUGUUUUCUACCUUAAAAAAUGUAUUAUUGACAAGGAAAUUUUAUCAAUGGCAAAAUUUGAAGAAUAUGUUCCUGUGGACAUUGAUAUUGGAAAAAGAACAAAAUCAAGUAGUAUCUUUGCUAAAACAAAUCAGAGGAUGGUGCUGGAUGGCGUGACUCUAGCAAACCUGGAAAUACUGGAGAAUGCCACUGGUUCAGCAGAAGGCACAUUACUAGAAAGGAUUGACACAUGUUGUACACCUUUUGGGAGGAGACUUCUGAAACAGUGGAUCUGUGCACCAUUGUGUAAUCCUUGUGCUAUCAGUGACCGCCUCGAUGCAAUCGAAGACCUCGUGGCAGAAGCUGCCAAAAUGUCUGAAAUCCGGGACCUUCUUAAAAAACUCCCGGACCUUGAGAGGCUUCUGAGCAAAAUUCACAGUAUUGGAUCUUCACUUAAGGACCAGAACCAUCCAGACAACAGGGCUGUUAUGUAUGAGGAAGCCAGGUACAGCAAGAAGAAGAUAGUAGACUUCUUGUCUGCAUUAGAAGGAUUUAAAGUGGUUGUUGAAGUUAUCUCAAUUUUGGAGGAUAUUGUUGGUGGUUUUGCAUCCAAAACAUUACGACAGACAGUGACAGUCAAAUCUAAAAACCCAGAAGGCUUUUUCCCAGACUUAAAAGCAGAACUUGCAAAGUGGGAUGCUGCCUUUGAUCAUACUACUGCACGUAAAACUGGUGUGGUUAAUCCACAACCUGGGUUUGACUCUGACUAUGAUAAAGCUUUAGAGGAUAUAAGUGAUGUUGAGGAACGCCUUCGCCAGUAUUUGGAAGAGCAGCGCAAACGACUUGGGAUCAGAGCCAUGAUGUAUUGGGGAGCAGGCAAGAAUCGUUAUCAAAUGGAAAUUGCAGAAACUGCAGUGCCUCGAGACUUACCAGAUGAAUAUGUGUUGAAGUCUAGCAGAAAAGGCUAUAAGCGUUACUGGACCAAAGAUAUAGAGCAGAUGCUGACUGAUAUUGUCAAUGCAGAAGAUCGAAGAGAUGCUGCACAGAAAGCUUGUAUGAAAAGGUUGUUCUAUGACUUUGAUAAAAACAGCAGAGACUGGCAAACGGCAGUAGAAUGCAUUGCAGUUCUAGAUGUCCUAUUGUGCCUCGCUCAUCACAGUCAGGGAUGUGAUGGACCACUGUCCCGACCUGUAAUACUGCUGCCAGAAGACAACACCCCACCAUUUUUGGAGCUCAAACAUUCACGCCACCCUUGCAUCACGAAAACAUUCUUUGGAGAUGACUUCAUUCCUAAUGAUAUCUUCAUAGGUGUAGAGGAUGAAAAGGGAAACUCUGAAAACAAGGCCCCCUGCGUUCUAGUGACUGGGCCGAACAUGGGCGGAAAGUCUACACUCAUGAGACAGGCUGGCCUGUUGGUAAUAAUGGCCCAGUUGGGAUGUUUUGUACCUGCUGAGUCUUGCAGGCUCACUCCUGUCGACAGAGUGUUCACCAGAUUAGGAGCUUCAGACAGAAUUAUGUCAGGGGAAAGUACAUUCUUUGUGGAGCUGAGUGAGACUUCCAGUCUGCUACAGCAUGCAACAGAACAUUCCUUUGUUCUCAUGGAUGAACUUGGCAGAGGUACAGCAACAUUUGAUGGAACUGCCAUCGCAAGUGCAGUUGUCAAAGAACUUUCAGAGAGUAUUAAAUGCCGCACAAUGUUUUCAACACACUACCAUUCUUUAGUAGAGGAUUAUUCUCUCAGUCCCUCUGUGCAAUUGGGACACAUGGCAUGUAUGGUGGAAAAUGAGAGCGAAGAUCCUAGUCAAGAAACAAUCACUUUCCUCUAUAAAUUUGUUAAAGGAGCUUGCCCUAAAAGCUAUGGUUUUAAUGCUGCAAAGCUUGCUAACAUUCCAGAAGAAGUUAUUCAGAAGGGUCACAAAAAAGCAAAGGAAUUUGAGAGAAGUACUGUCUCGUUGAAACUGUUUAGGAACCUUUGCCAGAUGGCUGAUGCCACACCACCAUCCCGAGAUGGUCUUAAGAAAGUUCUGCUUCAGGUUUGAGAAACCCUGUAUAGUUUCUACAGCAGUUUUGAAAGGCAGUAUGCUUGACAACACAAUGAUCUAAUAAACUUUAUUUUUUAAAAAUGA
This is a messenger RNA of Sceloporus undulatus (fence lizard), 4187 nucleotides long. RefSeq names its product mutS homolog 6 (gene MSH6). The transcript is spliced from 10 exons. Gene Ontology annotation, cellular component: MutSalpha complex; nucleus. The record is from RefSeq and is a predicted model, not a curated record. Gene Ontology annotation, biological process: mismatch repair. Gene Ontology annotation, molecular function: ATP binding; mismatched DNA binding; ATP-dependent DNA damage sensor activity. Lineage: Eukaryota; Metazoa; Chordata; Lepidosauria; Squamata; Phrynosomatidae. Bases 99 to 4100 code for a protein of 1333 amino acids.